ACAAAUUAUACUAAUAAAAUCUCUCCAAAUGACUGGUAGUUUAAUGCAAUUAUCUCUCUCACAUUCUGGUCUUCAUUAUAAUUGAGUUUCCAUAACAAAAAUCUGUUUAUAUAAAAUACCAGGGUCGAUGCUUUCUUCUCAUCUUGCAGUACUGACCACUUAUAUAUUCAUUUCGUUCAAAUUCAUUGAGAAGAAAACAAUGAAAACGUUUUUGUGGGGUUGGAGUCUCGCAGGAGUACUCAUUCUCUUCAACAUUCUUGCAAAUGGGGAAACGGGUUUUGAUGAAAUAGGAAUGUUAAACGAUUUCAAUGGAACAAAUGCUAAUGUUCUGAUGGUAGGACUCACUCUUGUCCAAGCCGCUGAUGCUAAAGGAGCGGUGUGUCUGGAUGGGUCAGUGCCUGGAUAUCAUUUGUAUCGAGGUUAUGGUUCAGGAGCAAACAAUUGGAUCAUUCAGUUACAGGGAGGUGCGUGGUGUACGAGCAUAAAAGAUUGUCAGAACCGUAAGCAUAGUAGUUAUGGAUCGUCUAGCUUAAUGGAGAAAGAGUUGGCGUUUACAGGAAUACUAAGCAACAAAGCCGCUGAGAAUCCAGAUUUCUACAACUGGAACAAAGUAAAAGUCCGGUAUUGUGAUGGCGCAUCCUUUGGCGGUGAUAGCGAAAACAAGGCGGCGCAACUUCAGUUUAGAGGAAAGCGUAUAUUUUUAGCUGUCAUGGAAGAUUUGAUGGCGAAGGGAAUGCGACAGGCAAAACAGGCUUUGCUCAACGGAUGUUCUGCUGGCGGUCUUGCAGCUAUUUUACGAUGCGAUGAUUUCAAUGACUUGUUUCCUCCUACCACCAAAGUAAAAUGCAUGAGCGAUGCUGGCUUCUUCCUCGAUGCCGUUGAUGUAUCUGGAGGUCAUUCUUUAAGGCGUAUGUAUUCUGGUGUUGUAAGCACCCAGGGUUUGCAAAACACGCUUCCUCGCACCUGUACAAGCCAUAUCAAUCCAAGUUUGUGUUUCUUCCCUCAAUACAUAAUCAACCAAGUCAAGACCCCGUUGUUUAUUCUCAACUCCGGUGUUGAUGCGUGGCAGAUUGGAAAUAGCUUAGCUCCACCAUCUGCUGAUCCAAGUCGCAGUUGGCAUAACUGUAGCUUUAGCUUCAGGUGCACUCCCUCUCAGAAGAAAUUCUUGGAAGGUUUCACGAUAAGCAUGUUAAAUGCGCUAAAGACCUUUUCGACGUUUAGCAAGAACAGAGCGUUGAUUACCUCUGGAUGGGCUCAUUGUCAAGCGGAGAGACAAUAUGAUUGGUUUCCUGGAAACUCUGGAGCGGGUAAAGCUAAGGGGAUUUCUGUAGCAGUUGGAGACUGGUAUUUCGAAAGAAAAGCUCGUUCGUAGAGUAUGAUUAUCCUUGAGACAUUAUCAAAAAUCGUCAUUAUGAUAUGUUUGUUUUAUUUCACCCACAUCAACUAAAAUUGACGUUUUAAUACAAAGGCAGAGAAGGGAAUCUUAUAUACAUGCAUGUAGUUGUUGUAUCAUUGUCCUUAUCAAAUCAUAUAGUCAUAAGAC
Messenger RNA from Camelina sativa (false flax), 1543 nucleotides. Its product is annotated as pectin acetylesterase 1-like. Gene Ontology annotation, biological process: cell wall organization. Gene Ontology annotation, cellular component: plant-type cell wall. NCBI's taxonomy places the organism in Eukaryota, Viridiplantae, Streptophyta, Magnoliopsida, Brassicales, Brassicaceae. Gene Ontology annotation, molecular function: pectin acetylesterase activity. The record is from RefSeq and is a predicted model, not a curated record.